Molecule: messenger RNA, 724 nt
Organism: Vicia villosa (hairy vetch)
Lineage: Eukaryota; Viridiplantae; Streptophyta; Magnoliopsida; Fabales; Fabaceae
Product: heavy metal-associated isoprenylated plant protein 31
Exons: 3
Coding region: 131-553 (140 amino acids)
Molecular function (GO): metal ion binding
Source: RefSeq, a predicted model, not a curated record
UUUCUGAUUUCAAAACACAAGAACCUUUUUCCUACCCGGUAUCUCUUUUAAAACAUCACUUUUCUAACCAACAAACUCACUUCCUUCUUCUUCUUCAUUCAUUUCUCUUCAUAGGCUAAAACAACCAAUCAUGUCUAAUAUGGUUGAGGUUAGAGUUCCAAAUCUUGAUUGUGAAGGAUGUGCUUCAAAACUAAAGAAAGCUCUCUUCAAACUCAAAGGAGUAGAUGAUGUGGAAGUUGAAAUGGAGGCACAAAAGGUAACAGUGAGAGGAUAUGGUUUAGAAGAGAAAAAAGUAUUGAAAGCAAUAAAGCGUACUGGAAAAACAGCAGAGCCGUGGCCAUUUCUUCCAGGACAUGCACAUUUUGCUUCAUUUUACAAGUAUCCAAGUUACAUUGUUAAUCAUUAUUACAAUGAUGCAUACAAGAGUGAAGCAAGUAAUGGAGUUCAUACUUUUUUUCAUACCCCUUCUGUUUAUUCAGUUGCUCUUGGUUCUGAUGAGGUUUUUGCUUCAAUGUUUAGUGAUGAUAACCCUCAUGCUUGUACUAUAAUGUAACCAAGGUUCUUGUGAAUUUGUUUUUUUUCUUAAUUGAAGAUGAAGAGGUUAAUAUUGAGUGAGGCAUGUUUUUACACUUUGAAGGAAUCAUCAAGUGUGGUGUAUUUUAAAUUAUCUAUUCGUUGAUGGUUCAAUUAUUUUGGAUGAUUUUUAUUUAAUGUGUAGCAAAAA